GGCGUCGGGGUUGUGAUGGGCAGGGUCACGUAGGAGAUCUUUGGGCCUCCUACCCGCAAGACCUGCACACAGGCAUGCCUGUACUUGUGUCUGCGUGCUGCACACAUUUCAGUUUCUCUCCGUCCCUCACAACACUCGUCCCGCGAGGAUUCAGCCUGUCCCCAGAGGGGCUGAGCAUCCUUGAGGUUUCCCACCCUUAAAGGUUCCGUACCCGGAUGGAGCCAGAGAAAUGUGGUGGGGGGGCAGGGGCCAGAGUUUCAACAUUGCCCCCCACAAGGAGGAGCCCGAGAUGGGGCUCCGCGGACCCAAGUCUGACCAGGGUGGCAGGAUGCCGGAGCCCAGGAGUCGUCGGCUUGGCGGUUGCCUGGCUUCUGGAUGCCUCCCAGGGGAGCAGAUCCUAGCAUGGGCUCCAGGGCUGAGGAAGGGGCUGGAACCUGAAUUGCCUGGCACCUUGAUCUGCACCAACUUUAGGGUCACCUUCCAGCCCCAUGGAUGGCAGCGGAGUCAGGACACUCCCCUGAGCAGUGACUAUGAUUUUGCCCUGGUCAACAUCGGGCGGUUAGAGGCUGUGAGUGGCUUGUCCCGAGUCCAGCUCCUGCGUCCGGGGUCCCAGCUGAAGUUUGUCCCGGAGGAGCUUCUGAUUCACGGCCGAGACUUCCGGCUGCUCAGAGUUGGUUUUGAGGCUGGAGGACUAGAGCCUCAAGCCUGGCAGGUGACCAUGGCCAUUGUCCAAGCCAGAGCUCAGAGCAGUCAAGCGCAGCAGUGUUUGGGGCUGCCACUGACCAAGGCUGGCCAGGGUUCUGACUCGAGAAAGCCACCUAUUCCUCUCUUGGAGACAUCGGAAGACUGGGAGUUUGAGCGGAAGAAGCAGGGGGCCAGAGGCUGGAGGGUGAGCACAGUCAAUGAGAGGUUCGACGUAGCUACCAGCCUCCCCCGUUACUUCUUGGUUCCUAGCCGAGUUCUGGACAGUGAGGUCAGGAGAGCAUUUGGCCACUUCCAUCAGGGCCGUGGACCGCGCCUGUCCUGGCACCACCCUGGGGGCAGUGACCUUCUCCGCUGUGGAGGCUUCUACACAGCCAGUGACCCUAACAAGGAAGAUAUCAGAGCAGUGGAGUCGAUGCUACAGGCUGGGCAUUCUGACGUCGUCCUGGUAGACGUCGUGGAUGAGCUGCCUGGUCUCGCUGAUGUCCAGCUCGCCCACUUGAGGCUGAGGGCCCUCUGCGUGCCUGAUUCAUCUGUAGCUGAGGACAAAUGGCUGUCAGCUCUGGAGGGAACACGAUGGUUGGACUAUGUCAGGUCUUGUCUUCGCAAGGCCAGCGACAUCUCAGUCUUAGUGACAUCCAGGGUUCGUUCUGUAGUUCUUCAAGAGCGCGGUGAUCGUGAUCUCAAUGGCCUCCUCUCUUCACUCGUCCAGCUGCUCUCAGCCCCUGAAGCCCGAACACUGUGUGGCUUCCAAUCACUAGUGCAGCGAGAGUGGGUGGCCGCUGGACACCCUUUCCUGACCCGGCUUGGGGGAACAGGGGCCAGUGAGGAGGCGCCGGUGUUCCUCCUGUUCCUAGACUGUGUCUGGCAGCUCCUCCAGCAGUUUCCAGCUGAGUUUGAAUUCUCUGAGUUUUUCCUUCUUGCUCUUCAUGACAGUGUCAGGGUUCCUGACACCCUUACUUUUCUGAGGAAUACUCCCUGGGAGCGUGGAAAGCAGAGCGGACAGUUCAGUUCCUACACACAAGUCUAUACCCCAGGGUACUCCCACCCCCCAGCUGGGAAUUCCAUUAACCUGCAGCUGUCUGUCUGGGACUGGGAUUUACGCUACAGUAAUGAACAGAUACUACAAUUCCAUAAUCCUGGCUAUAACCCAGAACACGGCCCAGAUGCCUGGCUUCCGAGACAGCAGCCAAGCUUCCUGGUUCCUGGCCCUCCCAGUUCUGUGUGGCUGUUCUCUAAAGGGGCCCUGACCCCUCUACACCAGCUCUGUCCGUGGCGGGAGAGUCCCUCUCUGCUGGCGGUCUCUUCUCGUUGGCUACCCCGGAUGGCUGUCUCCUCUGAAAGCCUGGCUGACCAAGAGUGGGGGCUCCCUUCACACUGGGGAGCUUGCCCUUUACCUCCAGGGCUGCUGCUGCCUGGGUAUCUGGGACCUCAGAUCAGGCUCUGGAGACGCUGCUACCUGAGGGGACGGCCCGAGGUCCAGAUGGGCCUCUCAGCUCUCACAGUCUCUGGCCUCCAGGAUGAACUAUCCCAUCUUCAGGAACUAUUAAGGAAGUGGACACCAAGAGCGUUUCCUGGUGAUCACUCCAAGAAAAGAGAUCCAAGUACCAUUCUCUCUAUUCCUGCUGAAAUUGCUGGCAUUCUCAAAGAGCAGCGGGGGAUCUGGGUUGAGGGAGAGUCCUAAUACUGCAGUGUUUUGUAUAUGGCCUUGUUGCCUCAGCUUUCACACUCCAGCUCUUAAGCAAACUCACUUAGAAUUGAGUUUGUUGUGGACGGUGGUGCUAAUCUUUAAUUCUUGUCCUUUUAUUUGGUUCCUGAAGCUGUUGUUUCCUGGGAGUUGAAGAAUUAAGAAACAAAACAAUCCACAAUGUAAUUGCUUUAUAGAUAGCCAGCUAUUUAAGUUGUGACACCAGAGACGCUGUUCACCAGUUCCAACAGUAUGGCCUAAAGACCUCAUUCUCGCCCCUUCUUGCUGCCUAUUUAAUUCCAAUUUCUGUUUCUUCCUGUAUAGUUUCUUUUGGAAACAAAGUGGAUAUGAAACACACCCUCUCUUCCAACUGUACAUUUUUGUAGUGGCAUUUCUAUUUAAGUUCAUUAAAGCACAAUAUUUAUACACA
Molecule: messenger RNA, 2819 nt
Organism: Oryctolagus cuniculus (rabbit)
Lineage: Eukaryota; Metazoa; Chordata; Mammalia; Lagomorpha; Leporidae
Gene: MTMR11
Product: myotubularin related protein 11
Biological process (GO): phosphatidylinositol dephosphorylation
Cellular component (GO): cytoplasm; membrane
Source: RefSeq, a predicted model, not a curated record